This is a messenger RNA of Rhododendron vialii, 783 nucleotides long. RefSeq lists its product as uncharacterized. The coding region runs from base 1 to 369 and encodes 122 amino acids. The transcript has 3 exons. The record is from RefSeq and is a predicted model, not a curated record. Lineage: Eukaryota; Viridiplantae; Streptophyta; Magnoliopsida; Ericales; Ericaceae.
AUGCUCUAUGGACGCCGCUACGCCUGUGAACCCAGGCCUCUCAGCCAUGCUUCUGAUGCCGUGCGAGUGUUUGCAUACUCCAUCGCUUGGUUGACAACGCUUAGGGUUUGGAUUGCCUCAAAUCGUUCCUGUGCCUGUGACCGCGAUUCCCGGCUUGGCUCAAGAUCAUGGCCAGUUUGUGUUGUCGAUAAUAUAAUGGGGGUGGGGUUGGAGCAAAUUCUGUGCAGAGCACCAGCUUGGAAAUGGUUACAAAUUGAUUUUAUGGUGUGCAGACGUCAUGUUUGCCUUCUACAUUUGACCAUCAACUUGCUCGGACCAAAUUUGUGUACAUGUGUCGAACGGAAAUUUUUAAUGCCAAGGAAUUUCUGACCAGACUGUGUCCAGUUCUUGAUCAUUUAAACAUUUGAUGAGAUUUCAAUUGAAAUGGGCAAUCGAAAUUGGGCCAUUCUUUCUAGCGACCUGUCUCCCAACUAUCCCAUGUUCCUUCAAUUUAUUCGAGCUCUGCAGCUGGAAUGAACAGAUUAUGUUUUUGCUGCGCUGUUGGCAAAUCAUAAAGUUAGUGUGGUGGUGUUCGACGCAAUAUAGAGUAGCAAGAGAGUAUAUGAAUGGUUAUGACUUAGUGCUACUUCUUAUACUUCUGGUUGACUAAGGUGAGUUUUGGAAAACAAUACAAUGCUUCAGAUAUAUGUGCAGUAUGCGCAAUCAUAUGUGUGGAAGAUGAGCCAGAGAAGUACCAUACUCACUUUAUCAGGUUCAUCAAAAAAGGUGUUGAGUCAGAUGGAA